AUGAGCCCUGCCUUGCAGCUGGCUAUCCUGGGCACGACCCUCAUGCUGCCCCGAGUGCAGGCCCUGAUCUGUCAGUGGGGGACACAUAAGUCUGUGAGGAGCAUAUUGGAACUGCCCCUUAAGUGGACGUCUGGUAACGAGUCAUGUGAGGAUGGCUGGGGUUGCCAGGACACGCUGAUCCUCAUCGAGAACGGACCCCAAGUGAAUGUGGUGAUCUCCAAGGGCUGCAUCCCAGUGGCAGAUAAGGAUGUCCUCAUCAGGGAGCACAGUGCAGGCCCUGGCCUCUCCAUCCUCUCUUACACCCAUGUGUGCCGGGAGAAAGACAACUGCAACAGCCUGUCCACCAGCCUCCCACUCUGGGCCCUGCCGUCCACCACAGGCCCAGGCUCCCUGCGGUGUCCAGUCUGCUUGUCUACAGAAGACUGUGAGUCUGCCACAGAGCUGAUGUGCCCGGCCGGGAGCACACACUGCUACCAGGGGGCAAUCCAGCUCAGGGGAAGGAAUAUCUUCAGCAUUCUGAGAGUCCAAGGAUGCACGGCCCAAGCAGGCUGCAACCUGCUCAAUGGGACUCAGAAAAUCGGGCCCAUCGAAAUGAGUGAGGACUGCAGCCCUAGAGUAUCAAAGAGCAAUUUUCUGACCUGUGAACGGGGGGUCACACUGUACAGCGAUCAAGACCUGUCUCAGAUACCCCGCAAGUGGAACACAGAUCACUACGAGUUUUGUAAAGUUGGGGAGGUGUGUCAGGAGACCCUUCUGCUCGUUGAUGUAGGACAAAAAUCAAUCAUAGUUGGAAGCAAAGGCUGCAGCAAGGAGAAGACGCAGGAUGCCCCGACCAUCACCGUAUACUCGGGGCCCCCCGGAGUGCUGGUGGCCUCCUAUGCCCAUUUCUGCUCCUCCAACAGGUGCAACAGGGCCAACAAUACCAACGUCCUGCUAAAGUCUCUCCCUCUUCCGGCCUUCCCUCUACUUUUCAGCUGAUCCCCAGGAAACUUGCAGUGUCCCGUCUGUGUGAAUCUCUUUGGAUCCUGCCCAGAAAACCCAGAAAAUGUUAUGUGCCCCACUGGCACCACUCAUUGUUACAGUGGUUACAUUACGAUCCGGGAAGGUGGGGUAUACUCCAACUUGAAUAUUCAGGGCGGUGUGACCCAAGCUUCCAGCUCCUUGCUGAACCAUGCACAGAAGAUCGGGGUCUUCUCGGUGACUGAGAACUCUGAGGAAGAGCCGGUGACUGAGAAUAAGAACCUUAUUCUCCAAGCUGGAGCGGCCCCUGUGCCCUUACUGGCUUGGGUGGUGGGGCUUGGGCUAUCCCUAGCCCUCUGGUGUGAGAUACCUCACUGCUGA
Messenger RNA from Enhydra lutris kenyoni (northern sea otter), 1341 nucleotides. RefSeq names its product CD177 molecule. Lineage: Eukaryota; Metazoa; Chordata; Mammalia; Carnivora; Mustelidae. Gene Ontology annotation, cellular component: plasma membrane; plasma membrane raft. Gene Ontology annotation, biological process: leukocyte cell-cell adhesion; regulation of integrin-mediated signaling pathway; cell-cell junction maintenance. The record is from RefSeq and is a predicted model, not a curated record.